AUGACAGCGGAGCUUUCAAGGGUACGGACUGAGUUUGUGGACAGGGUGAAUGAUGUCAUCAUUGGCCAGCUCUUGAAUGACAUUUUAGGUAACGGUUUGAACGAUGGAGAGGUAGAAGAUAUCAGAUCAUUUCCAAACAGGGCAGCCAAGGCCGGCAAACUCAUUGAUAUGUUGAGGAUGAAAGACGUUGAUGAUGUCAGCUGGAAGUUCAUUGCUAGUCUUGAAAAUAGAGAUCCUACACUUCACAAAAGGCUGGGUCUGCCUUCUGCUUCUCAACGUCAAUCAUCUCAGCCAGCUCACAUAUUUCACAGGUGUAGUUCACAAGUAAAGGAACUUCAUUUUGAACAGCCAUGUUGUGUUUUGUGGUUCACAGCUGUUGAGGCUCCGGAAGACCAGGAGUGGUCAGCCACACUCAUAACAACAAGGCAAGACUUCUGGGAUGAGAAGCAGAAAGAUAAAACUGUUUACCCUGCGACCAUAAAAUCAAUCAGGAGACGUGUGGCUCUCCUAAUCACUAACAUAGAGUUUAAGAAUAAGGACAUGAAUAGAGACGGUGCAGACAAAGACGAGGACAGCAUGGAGAAUCUGCUCAUAGAGCUGGGAUACGAGGUGGUGAAGCACAGAAACCGCACUGGAAAGGAGAUUGAGGAAGACAUAAUUAAGUUCUCCGAGCAUAAAAAACUGAAAGACACAGACAGCGUGUUUGUGGUUAUCAUGUCUCAUGGGGAACGGCAUGCUGUCUAUGGAGUCAACUUUAAAAAAGAAGACAAAGAGCAGGACAAGUUCCUCAUUGAUAACAUUUACAAACGCUUGGGGACAACGAGCUGUCCAGCGCUGAGGGACAAACCCAAGAUCAUCCUCAUCCAGGCCUGCAGUGGAGACAAGAAGGGAUCCGUGCCUGUUAGUGAUAGUGCAACAUCAGCUGUGGCCAGUGGUGAUGCACCAGAGCCCUACCUAUCACUGUCUGCUGGUGAAGAAAAGAAUCAGUCUGAUUCUUUGUCACGUGAUCACAGAGAAAAAGACUUCAUAUGUUUUCGCUCUUCCACCCCUGAUACUCGCGCAUAUAGAAAUGUAGAAGAAGGGUCUUAUUUUAUCCAGUAUAUUGUUAAAGUACUGAACACCUUCGCACACGAGGAUCACAUUGAGAAACUUUUCAAAAGAGUCAUGCGCAGCUUUGAGAAGCUGCAAAUUGAUAUCGAAGAAGAAGGAGUGGAUAAACAAAUGCCAAACACAGAAAGAGGCAAUCUCCCUAGGGACUUCUAUCUCUUUCCCGGCAUAUGAGACAGGAUCCAAUAUUGUAGCAACACAGGACAAUGGACUUUGUUGCCAUGUUUCAUUCAUUUAAAUGUAUUCCUUCAUUCAAUUAAUCUUACAAUGCCUUUGGAUGUUCCACUUUGUAAUUAGAUAAAAUAUACAUUUUAUAUUUCAGACAGUGUGUAAGACUUUAAAUUAAUGAAGC
This is a messenger RNA of Scomber japonicus (chub mackerel), 1459 nucleotides long. RefSeq names its product caspase a-like. The record is from RefSeq and is a predicted model, not a curated record. Bases 1 to 1281 code for a protein of 426 amino acids. Gene Ontology annotation, molecular function: cysteine-type endopeptidase activity. Gene Ontology annotation, biological process: regulation of apoptotic process; proteolysis. Lineage: Eukaryota; Metazoa; Chordata; Actinopteri; Scombriformes; Scombridae. The transcript is spliced from 8 exons.